This is a messenger RNA of Phanerochaete carnosa HHB-10118-sp, 447 nucleotides long. RefSeq lists its product as uncharacterized. The coding region runs from base 1 to 447 and encodes 148 amino acids. Lineage: Eukaryota; Fungi; Basidiomycota; Agaricomycetes; Polyporales; Phanerochaetaceae. The transcript is spliced from 3 exons. The record is from RefSeq and is a predicted model, not a curated record. Gene Ontology annotation, biological process: nucleosome assembly. Gene Ontology annotation, molecular function: structural constituent of chromatin; DNA binding; protein heterodimerization activity. Gene Ontology annotation, cellular component: nucleosome.
AUGGCACCCAAGCCCGCCUCAACUGCCAGCAAGGCCCCUGCCUCUACUACCGCCUCCAAGGCCCCCGCUAAGGCUGAGACCAAGGCGAAGAAGACUGCCUCAAAGACCAGUGGUGCCGCUGGCGGCGAUGGUGAAAAGAAGAAGCGCAAGAAGGCGCGCAAGGAGACCUACUCUUCCUACAUCUAUAAGGGCGUGGCAGUCCUCAAGCAGGUCCACCCAGACACUGGUAUCUCGAACAAGGCGAUGGCCAUUCUCAACUCGUUCGUGAACGACAUCUUCGAGCGCAUUGCUACCGAGGCGUCAAAGCUCGCGUCAUACUCAAAGAAGUCAACCAUCUCCUCGCGCGAGAUCCAGACGUCCGUCCGCCUCAUUCUCCCCGGUGAGCUCGCCAAGCACGCCAUUUCUGAGGGUACCAAGUCCGUUACUAGUAUGUCGUUCCUUUGUUGA